Molecule: messenger RNA, 1162 nt
Organism: Lactuca saligna
Lineage: Eukaryota; Viridiplantae; Streptophyta; Magnoliopsida; Asterales; Asteraceae
Source: the annotation of a GenBank genome assembly
CUAGUUUCUUAGGUUUUCUUUUGUGUCUCUAAAAUUCCUAAGGAAAUUUUUUGAUAAAUAUUGCCACUAAUAACUUUAGCGGCUACAAGUUGUCCUAAGACGUCGCCGCUAUUACUUUUCGUAGUUUUACUAAAAGACUACCUAAUAUUUAAGGUAUACACUCAUCCGUAUCAAAGACCGUAUAUCUCACAGUGGAAGUGGUGUAUGAAUCUUUGUUAAAAUUUCCAUGUCAUGUAGAAAAACACGAGCGACAUCCAUUAUAUAAGUGCAUGCCUCAUGCAUCAGUUGUUCAUGUACUACCAUUAGAGAGGACAACUAGCUAGCUAGUGCUCGCAAGAAAAAGAGAUGGCUAUAACAGGAACAAUAACACGUGAUGUUGAAAUCAAAUGUCAUCGUCACCAGGUCUUUGAACUCUUCAAGCAUAGGCCACACGACACCUCAGUCAUCGACCCUGAAACGAUUGAAGCUUGUCAUUUAAUUUCUGGUCAAUGGGGUGUUCCUGGAGCUGUCGUUCAGUGGCACUACUACCAUCUUGGAAAAAAGGAAACUGCGAAAGAAAUCAUUGAAGAAGUUGAUGAUGAAUUACACAAAAUUGUGUUCAAAGUGAUUGAAGGAGAUAUCUUGGAGGUGUAUGAUUCCUUGAGCUUCAUCCUUACGACAAAAGAGGUGGGCGAUAAGAAGUUUGUUACCUUGACUAUAGAAUUCGAGAAGGCCAAUGCAAGUAUACCGGAUCCAACAUCGUAUCUGGAUUUGGUUUGUGGACUACUUGCAAAUGUAGGUGCUCAUUUUGUCAAGUACCCAUGAUGUCGUCGAUAUAUUCACUAAAUAAAUGUCGCUCACAUUAUGCAUGUAUAUCAGCUCCAACAGCGACUUGCUUGGUAAUAAUAGAUUAAAGGGAAGUGAUUGUUUAAUAAAUAAAUGUCAGCUGCUGUGUUUAUAAAUAUUGAUGCUUGUGAAAAUAUAUAUAUGUAUUAAUUUGUAUUGUAAAUGUAAACUAGCAUGGUGUUAUGGUGUAUUUCAAUUGCUUGUGUGGGAAUUGUUUCAUCGUUUGCUUGAUUUUUGAAACUAAAACUUACUUUUGAUAGUCACGUUUUGUGUUUAUGUUUUUUUUAUAAGUUUAAGACUUCCAAAUAGUUUAAGUAACGUGUAAAACUAUGGAAUG